Molecule: messenger RNA, 1846 nt
Organism: Porites evermanni
Lineage: Eukaryota; Metazoa; Cnidaria; Anthozoa; Scleractinia; Poritidae
Source: the annotation of a GenBank genome assembly
AACAGCACUGCCAAGAGUGACAACAGUGUCAACAGUGACAAAGGUGACAACUGCGAGAACAAUGACAACAGUGACAACACUAACGACAGCGGCAACGGUGACAAUACUGACAACCGUGACAACGUUGACAAAAGUGGCAACGGUGACAACGGUGACAACAGUGACAACAGUUACAACGGUGACAACAGCAACAACAGUGACAACGGUGACAACGGUGACCCCAUUGACCACACUGACAACAGCGACAACUGUGACAACACUGACAAUGGUGGUAAACCAACAACAGUGACAACCAUAACAACAGCGACAACAGUGACAACGGUCACAACCGCAACAAUAGCGACAAUAAUGACAACAGAGAGAACCAUGACAACAGUGACAAAAGUGAUGACGGUGACAACAAUGACAAUGGUGACAACGGUGACAACAGCGAUGAUGGUCACAACCGUGGCAAUAGCGACAAUGGUGACAACAGAGAUAACGCUGACAACAGUGACAAAAGUGAUGACGGUGACAACAGUGACAAUGACGACAACGGUGACAACAGCGACAAUGGUGACAACGGUGACAACAGAGACAACGGUGACAACAGUGACAAAGGUGACAACAGUGAUGACAAUGACAACCGUGACAACAGUGACAACAGUGACAACGGUGACAACAUUGACAACACUGACAACCGUGACAACAGUGACAACAGUAACAACAGCGACAAUUUUGACAGUGACAAGGGUGAAAACAGUGACAACAGCGACAACAACGACAACAGUGAAAACAGUAAAAACAGUGACAACGGUAACAACAGCGACAAGGGUGGAAACAGUGACAAUGGUGACAACAGUUACAACAGUGACAACAGCGACAACGGUGACAACCGUGACAACGGUAACAACAGUGACAACAGUGACAAAGGUGACAACAAUGACAACAGUGAUGACAGUGACAACCGUGACAACAGUGACAACGGCGACAAUAUUGACAACACUGACAACCGUGACAACGGUGACAACAGUGACAAAGGUGACAACAGUGAUGACGGUGACAACGGUGACAACAGUUACAACGGUGACAACAGUGACAAAGGUGAAAACAAUGAUGACGGUGACAACCGUGACAAUAGCGACAAUGGUGACAACAGAGAUAACGCUGACAACAGUGACAAAAGAGACAAUGGUAACAGCAGUGCCAAGAGUGACAACGGUGUCAACAGUGACAAAGGUGACAACUGCGAGAACAAUGACAACAGUGACAACACUAACGACAGGGGCAACGGUGACAAUACUGACAACCGCGACAACGUUGACAAAAGUGGCAACGGUGACAACGGUGACAACGGUGACCCCAUUGACCACACUGACAACAGCGACAACUGUGAGAACACUAACAAUGGUGGUAAACUAACAACAGUGACAACCAUAACAGCAGCGACAACAGUGACAACGGUCACAACCGCAAUAAUAGCGACAAUAAUGACAACAGAGAGAACCAUGACAACAGUGACAAAAGUGAUGACGGUGACAACAAUGACAAUGGUGACAACGGUGACAACAGCGAUGACGGUCACAACCGUGACAAUAGCGACAAUGGUGACAACAGAGAUAACGCUGACAACAGUGACAAAAGUGAUGACGGUGACAACAGUGACAAUGACGACAACGGUGACAACAGUGACAAUGGUGACAACCGUGACAAUAGUGACAACGGUGACAACAGAGACAACGGUGACGACAGUGACAAAGGUGACAACAGUGAUGACAAUGACAACCGUGACAACAGUGACAACAGUGACAACGGUGACAACAUUGACAACACUGACAACCGUGACAACAGUAACAACAGCGACAAU